Molecule: messenger RNA, 3416 nt
Organism: Pungitius pungitius (ninespine stickleback)
Lineage: Eukaryota; Metazoa; Chordata; Actinopteri; Perciformes; Gasterosteidae
Gene: ecm2
Product: extracellular matrix protein 2, female organ and adipocyte specific
Exons: 12
Coding region: 129-2420 (763 amino acids)
Biological process (GO): positive regulation of cell-substrate adhesion; extracellular matrix organization
Cellular component (GO): extracellular matrix
Molecular function (GO): heparin binding; collagen V binding; protein binding
Source: RefSeq, a predicted model, not a curated record
ACACACACACACACACACACACACACACACACGCACCUCUCCUGGAGCUGCUGCAGAACCAGAGGAGGAGAAAAGAGGGAGGAAGAUAUUUGGCCCCCGAGUCUCGAAGCCGCCUUCAAACUGCUGGGAUGAGGUGCUGGUUGGUGGCGGGCGGCUUGUGGCUCCUCGUGGUCGUGACCGUCUCCAGCGGUCAAACCGGGAACGGACCUCGCAACCAGGAAGGAGAAACCCCGCGGAAGAAGGGGAAGAGGGACGGACAAGGUCCUUUGCGGGCCAAAGCGGGGCGCUCCAGACCUCUGAAGAUCAGACUGGUUCCUGGUCCCGGCCUGCCGGUGGAGCCCGGAGAGAACCAAGCCAAGCCUCGGGUCAUGAAGCCCUACGAGAACCUACAAGAACAGCACUCCAGCUACAACAUCAUCCCAGGUAAGCAGGGCCACUGUGUGUUCCAGGGCCUGACCAUGUUCCACCAGGCCGUCUGGGCCCCAAAGCCCUGUGUGACUUGCGUGUGCAGCGGAGGGCGGGUGGUCUGUGACGAGAUCACCUGUCCCACAAUGCACUGCCACUUCCCCUUCACCCCCGCCGGGGAGUGCUGCCCCGUCUGCAUGGAGUCAGACCCUGACCUCAGCCUUGACCUUUCUGGUGACUCCCCAGUUCCAAACGACCCCAGCGACCACAUGACCCCUCUGACCCAGGAGGAGAUCCAGCGUAUCCUCUGGCGGGAGGAAGAGGAGCACCGUGAGGAGGAGGAACGCCUCAAUAAAAAGGAUGAGGCAAGGAAGAAGAGGAGGAAGCAGAGGAAGGAGAAGGCGGAGAAACAAAGAAAGAUAGUGGAGGGGAAGAGGAGGGAGGAGGAGGAGGCACUGAGGCUGCAGGUGGAGAAGGAAGAGGAGGAGUGGAGAAGGCACAUGGAAGAGGAGGAGAGGAGGAGACAGGAUGAGGAAGAUAGUAGGCGGAAGGAGGCAGCAGAGAAAGAAGCAAGGGAGGAGGAAAGGAAGCUAGAGGAGGAGAGGUGGAGACAUGAGGAGAUGCUGAGGGAGGAACUACUGGGUCUGGUGGAGGAGGAAGAGGAGAAGCAAGAAAAGGCAGAGGAGGUGUGGCUGAGAGGAGAUGUGUUUGAAAUGCCCCCAAAAGAACCCGAGGAACUUGAGCACCUCCCCGCCCCGAUACCACAACCUCCUGCUGCAACCGAGGGCGAGCUGAAGGAGAUGGAGGAGGCAGAAGAGGAGGAGAAGGUGGGAUUACACAACAGAGGAGGCCUCCCUCCAGGCUGCGACAUCUCUGAUGUCACUCUGACAUGUGAUCACGCCAAACUCACCUACUUCCCUCCUUUGUCCAUACCUGAGCUCAAGUCCCUCAGUCUGGAGGGCAACAACAUCAGCAGCAUCCCUGCAGAAGCCUUCAACGGCAUCCCGAACCUGGAGUGGAUCAACCUUAAGAAAAACCAACUCACCUCCAACAGCAUUGAUGUCAAAGCCUUCAAAACUUUGAAGAUGCUAACGCGUCUGUACUUGGACGGGAACCUUCUGGAAGCCACGCCCACUGACCUUCCACCGACCCUGCAGGAGCUGAAGAUCAGCGAGAACCGACUGAGAACAAUCGAUGAAAACAGCUUCCACGGUCUGAGCAGCCUGGUGAUUCUGGAGUUGGAGGGGAACCUGCUGAGUGAGGGGCAUGUCGACCCUCUGGCAUUCGCCCCCCUGGUCCAGCUCUCGUUCCUGCGACUGGGCCGGAACCACUUCCGCACCGUACCACAAGGCCUCCCCGCUUCACUGCUGGAGCUUUACUUGGAGAACAACCUGAUUGAGGAAAUCUCAGAGGCUGCUUUCAAUCAGACCCAAAGUCUGAAUGUGGUUUCUUUGAGACACAACCGGCUGGAUGAGAACCGGAUCGCCCCGCUGGCCUGGAUUAACCACAGAAAUCUGGAGUCCAUUGACCUUUCGCACAACGACAUUUACCUGGUUCCAUCAUACCUGCCCAGAUCUCUGGUCCACCUGGUGCUGGUGGGAAACAAGAUAGAGAGAAUACCCGGCUUCGUCUUCGCCCACAUGGACCCCGGCAUCGAGUACCUGUACCUCUCCUACAACAGACUCGACGGGGAGGGCAUCGAGCCCGAGUCGUUCUUCGGCUCGUACCAAUCCAUGGUGGAGCUGUGUCUGGACCACAACCAGCUGGUCUCCAUCCCGUCCGGCAUCAACGAGAUGACCAGCCUACACUUUCUCAGACUCAACGAUAACAACAUCCGGAGCGUCCGAGACGAAGGAAUCUGCGACCCGGACCACAGCGGAGACUCCACCCUGGUGGCCGUGAGGCUGGAAAACAACCACCUGGACCCCCAGAACAUCUCCCCCUCAGCCUUCUCCUGUGUACGCUCCUCCUCCAGCGUGGUCCUAAGGCCGCAGAAAACCAAGCGGACGCGCUAAACACAACGCUAAAGAGAGACACUCGCUCCAUUGUGCCGACACAGAUUUUGGUUUUGACGUUCAAAGAGAAGUCAUUUCCCUUCCUUAGGUCCCUCUGGUGCUCCACGCUAGUGAAACGACACCAAAACUUGUGCAAAAUAGAUUCUCGUGUGAUUUACAGAUUGAACACGGGGCAAAGUAGUCGUGUUUGAAUCAUUGGACCGAGUUCAGUUGCAUUGAAAUGAGAUUCUCUUCUUCUUUGGUCCUUAAUGCAGCGUUUCCUGCCCCACCUCAACCCAGUAUGAAGAAGACAGAGCAAAAUCAAAACACAUCUGUCUCCCUCAGUAAAACGUCAAACUCUCUAAAAAGGGAAAGAACCCCCCCAUCACAGUAAAACUAAAGGGGCUAAUAAAGAGAUGGAAAGAAUUUCGAUGAAAUGAGGCCGCAAGCCCAACAGCGUUAGCUUUAACAACCUCGCCACCUUCACGUCCCUCCUACAGCUUCUUUCAUAAAAAGCGAACAUGGAAAGGAGAAGUGCGAUCACAUGGGUGACGAAGCCUCCGAGCUCUUUGUGUAAAAGAUGAGGAGCAGCAUUAAAGCUAAUCCCUGUGAUGGAUAAAGAUACAGAAGAGGUUUCUUCCUUCUGUGUCUACGUGAUUUCAGCAGGUUCCUACUAAGAGCUUCAGUGUGACAGGAAACAAACAAAUGCCUUUGUCUUCUAGUGAGUGCUCCUCAAUACGGAAAACAUCAUUGAAUUAUACUUUAUUAUUUACUGUACGUCCAUGUUUCAUCUAUGAACCACAAUGUACUGAUGUCUCUUCUCAGGAUGGGAGAGUAAAUCCUUUGUGCACGAGUGAUUUGAGAGAUUUGCUUUAGAUAGACACAUAAUAACUCUUAUACAUGUGCCCCUCACUUUGCUUUUGGCUGGCCAACAUGCAUAAAUCAUACAACAAAAUGUGUAUUUAAUCAUAUAACUAAACGGUUGAGAUAGUGUUACAAUGGAGAAUUCAAAUAAAC